CUCAAAUGGUGUGUGUGUAAUUAUGAAAUGGUUUUGUAUGUCGUAACUCGUUUCUUCGUACCAUCGCCACCACCAACAAAAAACUUACCCUUAACAAUCAAUCCCAUUCUCUCUGUCCCUUUCUUCUUAAUUCUCUCUCUUUUCCCCUUCUCUGCUUUCUCCUUCUUCUUCUUUCUACUUCUAGGGUUUCGCUCUUCAUUCUUCAUCCUUGGCCUUCUCUUCACCCUCUUUCAAUAUUCUUCAAAGUUUUUCAGGUUUGAAAAUUGAAAGGAUAGCUUGUUGACUUGUUGUUGGUUCACUCGCUUGUGCAGCUCCUAUCUUGUCCAUGAUGGAGUACUCUGUGGAUUUUCUCAGUUACCUUGAUUUGGACACUUCCCUCAAGAUACUGAUGUGUCUCGAUGAUCCCACUGACCUUGUUCGCGUGAGCUGUGUCUCACGGUCUUGGAGACACUAUGUUAUUGAAAAUGGUCUCUGUAAGCAGCUGUGCAUGAGAAUGUUUCCUCAAUUAUCUAGAUUUGAGCGUGUUGUUGAACUGAAUCAACAUGGAGCGAAGGAUCAUGCAGAGGUUGGAUCUAGCAGCUCCAUGGAAUGGCUAGCACUAGAGAGAGAACAUAGAGUCUAUGCCUACUUAGCUAGAGCUUCAACAGAAUACGUUGGCACGAACUGCAUUGCUAGGACAAUUGGUGCAUCUAGCACUGAUAAUUUCCCUCAAGAGAGCAUUGAUAACACUUUAGAGCCGCGAGACAACAUCUCUGGGAGAUAUUCAUAUUGGUCAAGUAGUGGACAAAGUAAUCCUGGGGUGCCCGAGACACUGACAUAUGAGUUGCUCUCUCAAAUUUGUGUCAUUUCCGAAAUUAAUAUACAGCCUUUCCAAGCUCACUUUCAGAUAGGUUCACCUAUAUAUUCGGCAAAAUCUGUUCGAUUUAAAAUGGGUCAUUGUAAAUCAUCGUUGGAUGCUUCAACUGAUGAUAACUUCGUAUGGACCUACACAUCACCUGUGUUUCCAAUGAGUCAGGAAAACCGGUUACAGAAGUUCAAGCUUCCGGAACCCGUGCUUUGUAUUGGUGGUAUCUUGCAGAUUGAGCUUUUGGGAAGGGUACAGAGGCAAGAAAUGGAUGGUCUACUAUAUAUUUGUGUUUCUUAUGUUCAAGUUGUGGGGUGCUCGUUAUCUCCAGCAUUCAAUGUUGAAAUACUGGAUCCCACUGGAAGGUUCUUGUUGAAAAGCGACCACCUGGCUAGGGGUCAAACCCUGAUGGCGUUUGAGAAUGAGCCAGCGGGAAUGUACGACAACUUCAUGGUGAGGGGACUGCGAGAUUUCCCACAGAUUGUGACUAUACUGCGGGGACAUAUGGGAGGGGUGGUUGUGGAAGAUGAUUGGGAUGGAGAUGAAUAUGAAGUCGAUGACAUUGAAGAAGAGUAUGCACUUUGAUCCUCCUUGGAACAAAUACUCCUAUGAUUUCUUCUUCUUCUUUUGUGUCUAACAAUCCCCUGCCAUAACAAAUAAGGAGAUGUGCAAAGAAUCAUAUUAUAGGUGAAGAUUGAAGAGUGAUUAUGGUGGCAUGGAAAACCCCUUUUUAUUUUCCACUGUUUCCCCUUUGUGUAAUCUUUUAUGUUCUGACUUGAGAAGCUACAGGUUUAUAUAAGUCUUUGCUUAAACUAAUUUUAUUACAGAAUUUUCUUUCA
Arachis duranensis is the source of this 1683-nucleotide messenger RNA. Its product is annotated as F-box protein At4g00755. The record is from RefSeq and is a predicted model, not a curated record. The transcript is spliced from 6 exons. Bases 326 to 1429 code for a protein of 367 amino acids. Gene Ontology annotation, molecular function: protein binding. Lineage: Eukaryota; Viridiplantae; Streptophyta; Magnoliopsida; Fabales; Fabaceae.